AUGUUAAAAGAAUAUGAAACGGAAAGUCUUAUCAAAUUUUUGCAGGAAGAUCCUAAAUUAAGAGGCUUAGAACUUGACAAUAGCUUUUUUACGAAGCUUCGUGAUGAAGAAAUCACUGGUAAUUUAUUUCUUAAGCUAACCGGAUGGAAAUUUAAGGAAUAUGGAAUGACAUUAAAACAAGCAUUAAAACUUGAGGAUUAUAUUAAGAAGCUGGGUGCUCGAGAAGCAAAAGAAGCAGGAGCUGAAGAAUCUAUUCUGAAUCCUGCAUAUAGUUUGUGGCUAAAGGUUAUGUUAUCUGCUUUAUAG
Funneliformis geosporum is the source of this 306-nucleotide messenger RNA. The record is from the annotation of a GenBank genome assembly. NCBI's taxonomy places the organism in Eukaryota, Fungi, Glomeromycota, Glomeromycetes, Glomerales, Glomeraceae.